Molecule: messenger RNA, 1539 nt
Organism: Effrenium voratum
Lineage: Eukaryota; Dinophyceae; Suessiales; Symbiodiniaceae
Source: the annotation of a GenBank genome assembly
AUGGAGAGAGGUGUGCGUGCUGAACUCAUGCGGCCGACGCAGCCCAGGAGCCUUUGCUGGGCGAAGGCAGCUAGCAUUUGUCGAGUCAUUUUUCCGUUCCUGAAGCUGAGAUCGCGAACCGCAGAGCCUUUUUGGAAGCGAUGCUGUGGCCAGCGCCAUCCAAGGCCUUCGGAGCGUUUCUUCUCCGGGCUGUUGCUUUGGAUUAUUGCAGUCUUUACGUUUUGCUAUAUGUUCCUCACGAUCUCAUCAACUACGUUUCUGAUGAAAAGGGAUGGGGACAAGUACGUUGCGAUUUCCAAGUUUCCUGCCUGUGGUAGGCACAUUUCAUACUUCAUGCUGUCCAAGCGGGUGGUCGAAGUGCUGCUGAUGCACCAUUUGUGUGGAAACCUCAUGCAGCCGCUGGAGGAGAUGUACCAACAACGGUACAGGGACCUUGAGCUGAACCGACCCCUCGGACCAUUCCAUUGGUUCCAAAGGGUCGUCAUGCGCAGGCGAGAAUCCCAGGAGAAGUGGCUCAGCUCUUUCUUCCCGGAUGUUAUGCUCCUCCUGGCGAUCGGAAUCUGCGCUUUCUGCUACGUGUGGCAGAUGUUGAGGAAAAAGGUGGAUUUCAAAGAGUUCCAGGAAAUCUCGGAUUUCGUCCUGGACUUGGAUGCCCCGAGUUGGCCGAUACUCCUUGCGGACACCAUCGCCUAUGUCUACACCAUAACGCUGGUGAUCGGCUUCUUACUGACGACUUUGGAGUCGAAUGUGGUGGCAAUUGCCUGCCGCCAGCGCGAGUAUUUUGUGACUCUGUUUUUGUUCAUGGUCCUUUGGGGCUCGAACUUCCUCAUGAUCCUCUUCGAUCGCACUCUUUACACGAGCGCCUGGGGAUCUCCCGCAUCAGCACCUGUCCGGACCAUCGCUGCUGCCUCCCAAGUCUUUAUUACCCACUCCUCCGUGAUGCUGGGAGCCGUGCUGGCAGGCCACUCUGCACAUUUGCGGAGGACGCCGGACAUGACCUGGAAUGUGUGUUUGACGAAGAUGGUGCCGAGUUGCGUCGUGCUGGUUGCGAUCGCUGCGUGGAGCGGGCUGGCAAAUGUCUACCACCAGCACCCCGAGUGCUACCCGACCGAGUACCAUUUAUUCUCGGAAAGCUGGGCGUAUUUCAUCAGAGUGCUGCCCGGCCUCGGAGGCUCGUGCCUGCUGAUGAUGAGCCAGCUGUCACACGAUAGAGGGGAGGAUGAAGAUGAUUCGGACAGCUUCGAAUUUAUGUCAGCGUUGGAUUAUGACUCCACACUGAUCGCUUUGACGGUGGCACUGGCUGUGAUCAUGAAUGCAAAUUCCGUUUUUGAGAUGGAAGCUUCUCGGAUCCCGGGCAGCACGGUGGUGGCGGUCACAGAGCUGCUGGCGCCGCUGGGCCUCUCCACCUUCACCUUCCACGCCUGGAAGUCCCCGCCCCGGAGCACCUCCUCCGCCAGGAGCGCGGGACUCUGGCUGGGCUUGGUGUGCCUCGGUGAAGUCAGCCACGUUUUGUCAAACAUUUGCCCACGCAGGCUGUAG